AUGUCUGUAGCGAGAUCUGCGUAUCGUCAUAUUCUUAGUUUGAUCUCCAAAUCUCCCCAACGUGUCGAAGAUCUGGAUGAUAUUUGCUUUGCACUUUUUGGGAUUAUAUUAAAUCGAUCCGAUUUUGCCGUCGCCGGGUAUGGAAGUGACUUGAACGCGAUUGUGCGGAACUGCUUUCUUCGUCCCACAAUCCCCGAUGACCCGCGGGAUAGCGCUUCCUCGCGUUUGGCAAGCAGCUUUGUCGUCCUACGUAAAUUACACGAGGUCGAGAAUUCCCGUGCGUGGCAGUUAGCACGGGAACGACGCAAAGGAUUGCUAACUCGACCCAAUGGUGAAAUUACGGAUCCGGGCAGUGCCCAAAGUGUCCCCCAGGCACCUUCCGAAAUCGCAAAUACCUCACAAAAAGAGGAGAAAAAGGAGCGAAAAGAGGCCAGUGCGCAUCGCGUUUUGGGGGCUGCGGAUGAGACGUCGAACCCGGCGGCCGGGCUCGAGGCGGUGCGGCGUCUAGCCGCGAGCAAAGGCUUUGAUGCGCGUCAAUUUCUCGCGACCGAGGCGACCUCCGCGAACGAGGACGACAACAUCGUGAUUGGAGAUGCGACGAUCUUUAUCGAACGCCCGAAGAACCACCGGGUGCAGAAAUGCAGUCGACAUUUGGUGAUUUGCCGCGAUCGGGUGCGGAUCCCGCCCUACUCCUAUUUGCUCCCCCCUGAGCCGAUGUACCACACCAACAUCCGCCACGACUUUCCCUUUCACUUCAUGAACGACGCGAUUAUCUGUUUGGCGGCGCGGAGUGCACGGCUGCGGGAUGCGGCCCCCGCUCGCGAGGGCGGGCGAGAUAAAGGGGGGGGGGCGCUGCUCAAACGCCCGCGGUCCCUGGCGGGGCUUUACCAGCUCCUCCGCGGCAUCCCCACCCACACCAUCCUCCGCACGGACUUUGUCGAAGUGGAGGUGGGCACGCAGUUUGUCUGCUCAAACCGGCCCGGGGGGGAGACGGCGGCCGCCGCGGGGGAGCCUGAGGGGGAGGGCCCGAAGCCAACCCCGGACGGGCCGCCGCAGCAUCUCUUUAUUUACCACGUUUUUAUUCGCGUUUUGGGCCCGCAGGAGGGGGCGAACCCCCGACGGUGGCAUGCGCAGGUGAUGUCCCAGCAUUUGGCCGUGAUGGACCCCGCGCGGGGGGCGGUGGUGGAGAUGGUGCGGCCGGGCGUAGUGGGCAAUUUCCCCAUGUUGGCCCCGGGCGAGUCCCAUGCCUUUGAGUCCGGAACGAGCAUUGUCGGCGCGGACGCGAUCCUCCGCGGCACCAUCCAACUCAAUGCCUUUAAUGAGUUCGGCGAGAUGCGGACGCUCGACAUUGCGAUGGCUCCCACAAGGCUCUCCGUGCCGAUGAAGAAGGAUGGGCUGUCCAAAGAAGUGGCGCCCACCAAACAAUCGGCAGGCGCCACUUCCGAGGUGAGUGGUGUGAAAACCGAACCCACAACCGCGACGCGCUAA
This is a messenger RNA of Phytomonas sp. Hart1, 1488 nucleotides long. The record is from the annotation of a GenBank genome assembly. Lineage: Eukaryota; Euglenozoa; Kinetoplastea; Trypanosomatida; Trypanosomatidae.